CCCCGCCCCCCGCUGGCUGGCUCGCUCCGGACGCGGAGCUGGCGGUAGCUUCACUUUCCCUCAAGACGCACGGAGUUACCACGCUUUAUAACGCUCGGUUUACGUCGUUAUCGCGACGGCCGCGGUUAUGAGUCGCGUCCUGACGGAAGCGCGCAGGAAUUCAAGGAAACCGAGCUCCAUCUUUAUGAGAGGAUGUGAAUGACUAUAAUCAGGGCCGUUUUGUUCUUUCUGGAGCAACUAUCGGUGACACGGAAGAAAGAGGCUUUGUGACAUCAUUGAAUUGUCCGGUGUGUCAGAUCGGCGCAGCGCCUCGAGAAAGGAUCGCGUCAAGGUAACGCCAGAUUCCUGUGGAGACUGUUUUGUAAUUCUAAUAAGGAAAUAUUUCAGCUGGGUCCACUUCAAUUCCACUUCAUAUUUCCAAUGGAUUCCUAUCAUUUCCAAUUUGAGAGGAUGAGUAACCUUGACCUACACCCUCUGAGUCUUCCGGUCAGUCGACUUUCCCCGGCCAAGUCCAGUAGUAGUAUUGAUCAGUAUAACCAUCACCACAGCAAAGGCGACUCAGCCUAUAGCUCAUUCUCUGGUGGUUCCACAGUCCCUGAUUACCCUUCUCCUUUUUUACUGGAUGAACUCCAGUCGCAAAACUUGCACUACAAAGGUAAAUAUAGCCCAACCUUUCUUGAUUCGGAUUCCAAGAGCAUGGACCACAUUUACCGUUCCAUGGACACUGUUGCGCAAGAACGUCACUGGAGCAGCGGGGGCUUCUCUGACAUCGAAAAUCAACCGGUUCAUACGCAUCCAUUACCACCACCACCUCCUGCCCGUCUCAACAGUUUUGUAACAACCAAGAACCUUGAAAACUCAAAGGCACGUCAGAGUCCAGAAGGACAACUUGCUGACCUUUCUGCUUCGCAGCAGACAAGUAAUUUAGAGGUGUGUGGUGUCCGGGCUGAGCCUGUUUAUGGCCGCGCAUUUUCACAGCUUAAAGAUCAACUCAAUCAAGACCAGGAGGACAACAUGCUUGAUCCACAAAAGUCUAUGGGAAUUUUAAAUAGAUUUCCCCAGGAAACCUGUCAACCAGAGCACUUGCAGCAGUCUUGGAGCAGCCGAUCCGAAACCCAACGCAAGAGGUCGCAUUCAGCGUAUGGUGGGCCUGUUUCUGAGCACCAGUGUUUUGCGAGUUCCUGCAAUAAGCCACAGAACAUGAUCAGUGGGAGUAUUCAGCACAAAGGACAGUUUUAUUUUGUUACCGGUGUCUUCAAGUCGUCUGAGCCCAGUGUUGUGCACGGUGUUGGGGAUGGUGCAAGCGUGGAAACAUCCAGUGAGUGGUCUUACAAAGCUCAGCGUCGAAGGCAGAGCUGUCCUGAUGGUCCCAGUGGAAGACUGUUUUUCCAAGAGGAACACAAAUUGAGCAUUCAAAAUGACAUUGUGGGGCAUCCUAAUGACAAGGCACUUAAUUCACCUUUCAAGACUUUGGAAGGUGUGGAGGACCAGAGGGUCAUGAGUAGAGACACUGGCAGGCAUCACUCCACCAGCCACCCUAUCUUCUAUUGUGGACCGGAGGACAAUUCAGUUGGUAUAACGAUGACCCCUGCACAAAUUAAGCAAGACCAGACCACUCAUCCCAAGAAAGAGGAACCAAUGACAAGAGCUUUAAGAUGGCCCCAACUGGAUAUCCCAAAUGACAAGAUCAGCAAAGAGGCUACCCCACUGUUAUAUCACCUCACUGGAGCAAACAGGGCCUCAUAUACAGACAAGUUCAGAAACAAUAAUGACUCUUGUAUAGAGGUCAAGAAUCCAGUCUGUGUCAAAGAUAAACCUGGAAAUGAUGAGCAAGUCUCUCCCAGCAGCGAGAUGAAAUCAUCUAAAGAAAAGCAGCAGAGUAAAUUCUUCUACCCAUGCGGAACGUUAGAUGACUCCUACAAGAAGUAUUAUAAGGAGAAACUGAAAGAUGCCCAGUCCAAGGUUUUGAGGGAGACUUCAUUUAAAAGGAGGGAUUUGCAGCUUUCUCAGCCCCACAGGAUCAAGCAGCAGACAGACAAAAUGCUUUCUGUUGAACCUUCCAGUCCACCAUUACAAGACAAACUGCCCAACUUGGAGACAACUCCCGUGCCACAACUGCAUAGUCCUCAAGAGUACAGCAAGCACCUUGAUCAGGAGAUUAAAAAAGGACCAGAGAAACCACAGAAUAUUGCUCAACCGCAAGUGCCUCGAGUAGGGAGUAGGAAGCGUUUGACAGCAGAUCAGAAGAAGCUCUCUCACUCUGAGCCUGAGAAGCUACACCAGCUGGCAGAUGGACCGACUCAUGUGUCCUGCCACUCUCUUGGCAAUGAAACAGAAGGCCUUCUCUCUGAGGGUGAUCACGGUCUAGUGGCAGCUAGACGGAAGAUGUUCGAAACACGGGGACGUGCUCUGUCUGCCUCCAAUUUUUCGAAAUCAACUCUGAAGCACCUUCAGCAUAAGGCCUUAGUGGCAUACAUGGAACGUAAAACUUGUCAAAAGGUCGCUGAGCCCCAGCGCCCAGUUUCACAAGUACCCAGCCACAGGAAUUCAACUCCAGAGAGCUCCAGACAUAAUUCUGGCCUUUCAGACUCCAAGAAGCUCCACAGGCCUCUCUCCGCAGGGCAGAUUCUUGACUCUGUGUCAAGUUCUGUCAAAUACUCCCAGUUCAUCACUGCUAACCACUCAAGGCAGGCCAGCUGGAGAGAAGAAUCCUCUACAGCAGGGAAGUCGGCCUCUGUGGAGAGUCUCCUGGACCAGCCUGAACAGCCCAAAUUUUUUCGAACCCGAAGCACCUCGACUCCCCAUGCUUUCCAGGUUCGGAAACACCUAGAUGAGUUCCCAGCCAUUCAUAAUAAGGCUAUUUCAAGUGUUCAAAGUAAAGUAGAGGAAGAUGCAGUAGUCUGUCACAGUCACUCAGCAUCUGUCCCUGAUGAGCGGCGCGAACCAGUCAGAGCUUUAAGAGGGAAAUCUAUGGAAGAGCUUGGUGUAUCCAGGGUCACAAGGCCUGAGGUUCUCAGCAAGAGUUCAGAGCAGCUUGACCAAGUUCAGGGCAGGCAGGUCAUGUCUGCUACAGAGAGGAGAAGCAUGUCAUUUCUUGCUGAAGGAAGGCACACACAAAGGAGGAUUCCCAGCUCUGGAGAACUCAGAGAUAACUCUCAGGCAGGCCCUGAGAACACGCUCUCAACCCAUUCCCCAAAGCAUGAUGACGAAAUCCAUACAGCUUCACACAAUGGGCGAAAAAAUAAAGAAGACAUGGCUCUAUCGAUGCACAGGCACUCCAGGCUGGAAGUCAGCGAGCAGCAAGAUAAGAGUGAGACAUCUCUCUCGGUUUCUCUCGGUCACGGAGUCACAACCGAUCCCAGUCUGUGGAUCUCAGCUUCUGUCGUAAAUGAGACGGAGACAAACUACUUUCAAACUUUCGCUGAAGCCCAGGAUGCAUUGAUUAGCCCAUCUAAUGAUGAAAAAACCACAGCCAUCACAACACCUCCAGAGUCCAGCCUUCUACCUGCGCUUAAUAGGGAGCAAGACGGGAAGGUAAAGAAGGAAGACGUCCCUGCUGUGAUGGGAGGGAUCUGUCCGGUGGACAAACUAGGGUGGGAGGUGCUGGUUCGGGACGUGGUCUCGGCUGACCAAUCGCUAGCUCGCAUUCUUUACCCCGUAACCAAUAGGAAGACGGCACUCAUGCUGAUGGAGCAGCUGUUAUCUGAGGAUACUUUUCUAAUGGAGGAACACUACAAGAAAAAGCAGGAGCAGAAGGUUAAUGACCCAGAAAAGGCUGAUCAGAGCACUGAGAUGCCGAUAGAUGACAAACCACUGAACCUUCCGCCAUCGCUUCUCUCGAACCAGAACGAUGCCUUGAACAACGCAGAUAUCAUCCAUAAAAAGAGGCGGCUGAUAGCACAGAUAGAGCGGCGCUUGCGGGGUCUGGAGGAAGAGCGCUCGUCCGUCCGGAGCGAGGAGAAGCUGAACGGGGAGCGGGGCGACGCUCUGGAGGAUCUGGUGAGAGAGAGCUGUGUGUCGGCCGAGCUGGAGCGCUACACGCAGUUCAUAGAGGACCUGGAGCGUGUGGUCAGCCUGCUGCUCUGCCUGUCCGCUCGCCUGGCCCGCGUCCAGAACGCCCUGAGCACUGCCGACGACAGCGUGGACGCCGAGGAGAGAGAGUCUCUGGACAGCCGCCACCGUCUCCUGUGCAAACAGAGGGAGGACGCCAAAGACCUGAAGGAGAACCUGGACCGCCGGGAGCGCCUGGUCUCCACCUUCCUCUCCCGCCGGCUGACGGACGCGCAGCUGCAGGAGUACCGCCGCUUCAUCCAGACCAAGGCCUCUUUGCUCAUCUGUCAGAAAGACCUGGACGAGAAGCAGCGUUUAGGAGAGGAGCAGCUGGAGGCCUUACUCUGCAGCUUCCCUCCGUGAACCGCCUGGAGGUCCCGUUUGUUUCACAGAGACCGAGGCGAUGCGUUUCGUUUGAUAUCUGAGCCGCUCUGUGAAUCCCGGGGAAAGCUUUAUUUAAGAGACCAGGAGCGGUUCGACGAGAGCUUCGAGAAAGAAGCGCCCGCUCGCGAGGAACCGCGAAGAACUCGGAUGCUGUGAUCCAUCCCAAGUGUUCGUUUGUAAUGAUCACAUCCAUGCCCUUUCGUCCUGUGAUUUCAUAUCAUGCUGUCCAUGUAUUUAAUGAUCAAGUGCUUUUAUUCUCUGGUGAAACGAAGGAAGUCGCUGAAAUUUUGCUUAAACGCUCAAAAACAAGUAACUGCUUUUUUGUGGAAAGGAAUGCGCAACGUGUCACAAGUUCAGUGAAACAAAUGAAGGAAAGCUCGUUCUGGAUCACAUGAAGAAUAGCUCAUCAAAUCAAUCGUGUAUGUUAGGUUUACCGCCGGUCGUUUUUGCUUAUUAGUGUGGUUGAACUGGAUCAAAGGUGAAGACGCUGUCAGUCAAUAAAUGGGAAAAUAAAGUCGCUGUCUUUACUCGCUUGAAAAAGCAGCUUGCUUAAAUGAAGUUGUUCUCUGAAGCCAGUCACUGUCAUUUUCAUAAAACGGCAGCAAUGUAACGUUUUAUUAAAAGUAAUAUUGCAUGCGUUAUCAAUAUUAAGUAGGGAACAAUUGCAUUUCCUGAUAAAUGC
This is a messenger RNA of Puntigrus tetrazona (Sumatra barb), 5116 nucleotides long. It is a transcript of the gene shroom1, whose product is annotated as shroom family member 1. The transcript has 9 exons. Gene Ontology annotation, molecular function: actin filament binding. Gene Ontology annotation, cellular component: adherens junction; apical junction complex; apical plasma membrane. The record is from RefSeq and is a predicted model, not a curated record. Bases 421 to 4413 code for a protein of 1330 amino acids. Gene Ontology annotation, biological process: actin filament organization. Lineage: Eukaryota; Metazoa; Chordata; Actinopteri; Cypriniformes; Cyprinidae.